CGCCCCUUCCGUCCGCACGCCCGCCGCCCCGCCGGCCCUUCCUCUCCCACCUUCCACUCGCGGCCCGCGCCCCGCACCCGGCGGCCCCCGCGUCCUCCUCCCGCGGCAGCGGUGUCCGCGGCGGCCGGAGCGGGCCGGGCCGGGCCAGCGGGCCGGGGGAUGGCGCUGCUGGACCUGGCCCAGGAGGGAAUGGCCUUGUUCGGCUUCGUGCUCUUCGUGGUGCUGUGGCUGAUGCAUUUCAUGUCCAUCAUCUACACCCGAUUACACCUCAACAAGAAGGCAACAGACAAACAGCCGUACAGCAAGCUCCCUGGUGUCUCUCUUCUGAAACCGCUGAAGGGGGUGGAUCCCAACCUAAUCAACAACUUGGAGACAUUCUUUGAACUGGAUUAUCCCAAAUAUGAAGUACUCCUUUGUGUACAAGAUCAUGAUGAUCCAGCCAUUGAUGUAUGUAAGAAACUGCUUGGAAAAUACCCAAAUGUUGACGCUAGAUUAUUUAUAGGUGGCAAAAAGGUUGGCAUUAAUCCUAAAAUUAAUAAUUUGAUGCCGGGAUAUGAAGUUGCAAAAUACGAUCUCAUAUGGAUCUGUGAUAGCGGAAUAAGAGUCAUCCCAGACACAUUAACUGACAUGGUCAAUCAAAUGACAGAGAAGGUGGGCUUGGUUCAUGGACUGCCUUAUGUAGCAGACAGACAGGGCUUUGCGGCCACAUUAGAGCAGGUAUAUUUUGGAACUUCACACCCAAGAUCCUAUAUCUCUGCCAAUGUAACUGGCUUCAAAUGUGUGACGGGAAUGUCUUGCUUAAUGAGGAAGGACGUGCUAGACCAGGCAGGAGGGUUGAUAGCCUUCGCUCAGUACAUCGCCGAGGAUUACUUUAUGGCCAAGGCAAUAGCUGACCGAGGUUGGAGGUUUGCGAUGUCUACUCAAGUCGCCAUGCAAAACUCUGGUUCAUACUCAAUUUCUCAAUUUCAAUCCAGAAUGAUCAGGUGGACCAAAUUGAGAAUUAACAUGCUUCCUGCAACAAUAAUUUGUGAGCCAAUUUCAGAAUGCUUUGUUGCCAGUUUAAUUAUUGGGUGGGCAGCCCACCAUGUGUUCAGAUGGGAUAUCAUGGUCUUCUUCAUGUGCCACUGCCUGGCAUGGUUUAUAUUUGACUACAUUCAACUCAGGGGUGUCCAGGGUGGCACACUGUGUUUUUCAAAACUUGAUUAUGCUGUGGCUUGGUUCAUCCGAGAAUCCAUGACAAUAUACAUUUUCUUGUCGGCAUUAUGGGACCCCACUAUAAGCUGGAGAACUGGUCGCUACAGGUUGCGGUGUGGAGGAACAGCAGAGGAAAUCCUAGAUGUCUAACAAGAGCUUCGCGACUGUGCACAGAGGACGGAACAGAAGUAGUAUAAAUUAUGUUUAUAGAGAUGCUUUUAAGGAUCUACCUUCAGUAGUUUUAUCACAUGUAUGUUUUGAUAUCCGCUCUUUAAUUUAUUUGCAUGGCACUUGCAUCUGUGAAAAGGAAAAAACAAAACAAAACAAAACAGGUCUGUAGGCUUGGCCAAUAGCAUAUUUUGUGGAAGUAGAGAAUCAAGACAAUUGGUUCUAGGAAACUGGGUUUGUUUUUUUGUCGUUGUGUUUGUUUAUUUUUUAAACAAAUAUAUAUAUACACACACACACACACAGACAGACAGACUGCUCUGCAGCAGACACUAUGACAGUAUCCUUCAGUAGGGAAAGUUUCUUACCUGAGUGGACUCACUCUGCAAUCUGUAUGGGCAGGACAAGAGCAGCUCUGUGAGAGAAGAGGACAGGUCACGCCCCCCUCCCUGUGUACAGUGAAGGGUGUUUCACGGGGAGGCGCCGGCGGAGAAACUUUUCCAUGCUUUAUGCCUACCUCCUGUAGCUGUCGCAGAGCAAGUAGAAGUUAGGGGUUGUGAUACGGUAGCUAGGCCUUGCAAAAACAAAUGGAAAACUUUACAAAGUAAUAAUAAUAAGAAGAAGAAGAAGAAGAAGAGCUGGAGUCUAGUAUUUAUAUGAAUCUGUGAGGAAUUUUUUUUCUGUCUCACUUCAAUGAACCAAAAGUGGCUGAGAUUGGUUUUUAAUCAUAACCAUGAAUUGAAGGCAUCUUUCGGACCAACUGUUGUUGGCUCUGUCUUGAACCAUGUUAAUCACUGUGCUGUAAUUAGAGCUGAAUCUUUCCUUCCCUGCUCCUCACCCAGCCCGCCCCAUCUUUCCUUAGCUUUUUUUCAGGGUUGGGGUGGGGGGUGAUCUUGUUUUAGUGUGAGUGGAUGUUUUGAUAGUUGUAAGGAAAAAUGCAUUUCAGACACAGUUCACAGGAGCUAUUUUCUUACCCAGUAUGUCUGUAUUGUUAAUAAGAAUGUAAUUUCAUGAUACAGGUAUUUAAUAUCUUUUUUAAGUAAGUAAAUAUUCUAGCUAUCAGUAUACCAAUUACAGUAGAGAAUUAAGAGAGGGCGUGAUGAGGUUUGCUCUUAAAAUCAGUCAGUAUCUAACUGAGUCUACUGUGUGUGUGUUGUUUGUUUGUUUUUUGGUGUUUUUUUUUUCUUUUUUUACUAUGACAGUGUAGUCUUAUUUAAAUUGGAUUUUUGUAUUCAGUUUGUAUGACCAUAGACUAGGUCAGCCUAGCUGUAAAUGCAUGCCGUGCUGCAUUCCUCUCUCUCCAUCACGCAGCUAAACCUGCUUGUCAGCCUGUGCCUCACUUGUGGUGAACUGGACUUUCGUUUAAAAUACGCAAACAUGUAAGGGACAGUGCAUCAGCCUUUACCCCCCCGGCCCUGGUCUUUUUAAGUGGUCUUUUGCUUUUCCUUCCGAAUUCGGUGGCAUGUUGUCCACCUGAUGCCUGCUG
Messenger RNA from Peromyscus leucopus (white-footed mouse), 2845 nucleotides. RefSeq names its product UDP-glucose ceramide glucosyltransferase (gene Ugcg). The record is from RefSeq and is a predicted model, not a curated record. Gene Ontology annotation, molecular function: ceramide glucosyltransferase activity. The transcript has 9 exons. Lineage: Eukaryota; Metazoa; Chordata; Mammalia; Rodentia; Cricetidae. Gene Ontology annotation, biological process: glucosylceramide biosynthetic process. Gene Ontology annotation, cellular component: membrane. Bases 160 to 1344 code for a protein of 394 amino acids.